This is a messenger RNA of Prosopis cineraria, 830 nucleotides long. RefSeq lists its product as uncharacterized. The record is from RefSeq and is a predicted model, not a curated record. Bases 208 to 552 code for a protein of 114 amino acids. The transcript has a single exon. Lineage: Eukaryota; Viridiplantae; Streptophyta; Magnoliopsida; Fabales; Fabaceae.
GAAACGCGGCUUUUGAUCUACUCGGACGUUCAACAACCCUCACCUUACCCGUUCAUACGCAUACACCAUGGUACGAACAUCCAUCUAUAAAUUCCUCAACCCUAUUCUCUCUCCCUUCAUUAUCAUUCCCCCAUUUACAGAUAUUAUAGUUCUUUCUUCUCCUGGCACACUUCACAGAUACCAAUUCUUCUCAAAAACCUCGGCCAAAUGGGUUGCUGCACAAAGAUAUUUGCAGUGCUGGCAACAAUCAUGAUAUUGAGCCUGCAGCAAAUAAUGGCGGCAAGGCCGUUGGAAGGGGAGCUAUGGUUACAGAAGAACCUAGUGAUUCAAUCACUUCGGCGAGGCCCCGUGGAAGGUCCUCACAGAAACCCUUGCUCCACCAUCCCCGGCCGUAGUCGCGGGAGGUGCGCUUUUCAGAUCAAUGUCGACGCCGGCCACGUUGCUUAUGCUCAACCUCCGCCCGCAUUUCCAGAUCAACCUGUCAACUUCGGUGCAGCUUCCAUGCUUUAUAACGACACCCUCCACCAGAACUCACCGCCUUCCUCGGAUUAAGCCUCUCACAUACAUACUUAUCUAUUCAAACUGUACAUAGAUAUAUAUACAUCUUUUCACUUUUCAGGCCGUGUUAGCGUUUUUCCCCCUCCAUUCUCGGGGUUGCUUGAAGGAUUCAUUUCCCUGUUCAUCCACAACGAAAUAAGUUCAUUCUUUUAUUCAUUUAAGGAUUUGACUCUUUGGAUUCUCUCUGUUUGAUCGAGUUUCUUUUCUGGUUGAGGGCUGUAUGAGAUGUUAUUGUAUUUCAUUCUUUAAUCUACCUUGAUUGACAUUGAUGA